Carcharodon carcharias (great white shark) is the source of this 4084-nucleotide messenger RNA. Its product is annotated as protein shisa-5-like. The record is from RefSeq and is a predicted model, not a curated record. The transcript is spliced from 5 exons. The coding region runs from base 185 to 706 and encodes 173 amino acids. Lineage: Eukaryota; Metazoa; Chordata; Chondrichthyes; Lamniformes; Lamnidae.
CUACUCAGAGCAGUGCACACUGCUCACAGUUACUUCCUCUUUCUGCUCUUUUGUAUAGAGUGCAGAGACACAAAUAAUUUGUGAUCUGAAGCACAUGUUUUACACAGAAAAAGGAGAGUGAUUUGAUCGGUCCUUUAGGAAUUAGAUACAAUAAAUCUUGGAAGAGAAAACACCUGGAAUCGUGAUGGAGAAGUUUGGCAUUGCAUGUUUGCUGGUAGUUUGCACAACAAUUCUGCCCGCUGUUGCAGCUUUAAACAUAGAAUGCGAUUUUGGUCUAAGUGGAGUGUCCUGCAGAGAGAACAACACCACUCAAAAGAUAUUAAUUGGAGUUGGAGUGGUCCUUUUAGCCAUUGCGGUUGUUGGGAUCCUGUCGUGCUGCUGCUGUGGUUGCGGCGCCUGUUGCAGAUCAGAACCACGUAAUCCAGCUGUUGUAACCGCGGUAACCUGUUCUCAACAAGUGCCAGCUUAUCUACCAGGCCAAGGGUACCAACCUGUGCCUCUUCAAUUAUCUCCUGCACAGCUAGUGAUGCCCACAGCUCCAUAUCCUAAACAGCAUCCAGUGGCAUACCCAAAUUAUUGCCCACCACCCACCUACCAAGAAGCUGCCUCCAUGGGACAACCUCAACGCUAUCCUGCAACACAGCCUUUUUGCACUCCUGUUGCCAACACUGGAGAUAAUCCAGCCUUUGUGGAUGCACAUAUUUGAACACAUGACCAGCUCUGUCCUCAAAUGCUUACACCUGCUUUCACCAUCCUCUCACCAUCCUUCAAUCCUUAACACAAAAUUGCUUCAGUAUUUAGAACAAGCAACUGCCCUUCUGAACCUUGGCCUUUAAAGCUACACAACAAGGAGAAAUCUACUCUGGAGCGCUUUUCAGAACAAAUUUUCAAUGUGGGCUUGUAUCUAUCUGGCAAUUGCAAAUGGAUGCUCGGUUAUUUGAGUGCCAGCACAGGCUUGAUGGGCCAAAUUAUCUCCUUCUGCACGGUAUCAUUGUGGGAUUCUAAUUCAGUCACAUGACAGGGAGACCUGCUAAUUUGCGUAGAGGUCAGGUCCGAACUGAAUCCCAUCCAGUUUGUGUUCAUUCACAAAUGAUCCAAGUUGAUCUCUUCCCACAACAAAUCAGAGACUCUACGUUGCCUCUUUGCUGAAGUGAGCUCUUCUAAUGCACAAUUCCUCAGAAAGGUCCUCAUAACAUCUAUGUUUCCUGAUGCACUUCCUUAGAGGGUACCUGAUACUACUUAGCUUCACUCUGUGCUGUUCCUCUUUCUCCUCCUCGAUGAAUUGGUAGGCCCACUGAGAAUGUCAUACCAGCUCCAGAAAAGCCUUUGGGUCUGGGGAGGGGUAAAAAUCCAAACAUAUGCCCGUAUGCUCAUCCUGCUAGAAAUUAGUCUAAGAAAAGUAAAACAUUUUGUAGUCAGAAAUAAAAAAACUUUAUAAAUAUAUUUCCCAGUUGUACAAACCAAUGGGUGGAAUUUUCCGGCCCUGUGGUGGCGGGGGUUGGGCUGUAAAAUGUGGCAAGCCGUUGAAAAUUCCAUUGACUUCGGCCAGGCCGUAAAAUCCCGCUGGCAUAAAAUUCCACCCCACGUGUUCCUGAUUUGUCACACUGCUUGUCCAGCAUCCAGUACUGGAUGAGUAGAAAUCUCCUCCAAUUAAAUAUUGGAAAGACCUUUCACUCCCUGCCACUAAUUCUGUUGCCUAACCACGGACACUAUCCCUCUCCCUGGCAGCUGCCUGAAGCUGAAUCAGACUGUUUUCAACCUUGGUUUUGACUUUGACCUUUCUGACCAUAUAACCAUUACAUCACUAAGGCCACCUAAUUCUACCUCUGUAAUGCUAUCCACCUUUGCCCCUGCCUCAACUCACCUUCUAUUGAAACCCUCAUCCAUGAUUUUGUUACUUCUAGACUUGACUAUCCCAAUGCAUACCUGGCUAGUGUCCAUCUUUCAUCCUUCAGAAACUUGAUCUCAUUCAAUACUCUGCGCCUCACAUGUCAACUCACACCAUGUCCCAUUCACACAUUACCCCUAUGCUUGCUGAUCUAUACUGGCCUUUAGUCCAGCAAUACCUGAAUAUUAACAUUCUCAUUCUUGUUUUCAACACUUAUCUCACCACAUCAUAUCUCUGUAGUGCUUCCUCCAGCACUACAAUCCUCUUGGAUCUCUGCACUCCUCCAAUUUUAGCUUCUUACAAUUCCCACAUUCUAAUCGCUUCACCAGCAGCAGACAUGUCUUCAGCUGCCUAGGCCCUAAAUUCUGCAAGCCCUUCCCUAAACCUUCUUUUUAAUUCAUUUUCAGGAAGUGAGUAUCACUGACUAGGCCAGCAAUAAUGGCCCAUCCCUAAUUGCCAUCUCCACCUUCCUUCCUCCUUUAAAUCUAUCUCAUUAACCAAUCUAUCCUAAUAUCUUCUUGUGUGGCUCAGUGUCAAGUUUUGUUUGCCAACACUUCUGUGAAGUGCAUUGGGGCAUUUUACUACAUAAAAGGUGUUAUGUAAACACAAGAUAUUAUUUUUGUCUAACUCUUCAAACACAUCAUGCUCAAAAUCAUGCCUUGAUCAGGUGAACUUGGUAGCUGCCAUGAUGCCAGUAUCUUGGUCUAAUGCAUCCAGACUGCAUUAGUAGGGCUAACCCAGGAAACUUGCUGAUGCAAGCCCAGGAAACUUGCAGUUAUUACAUCAUUAGCCCUUCCUCUGACAAGUACAAAUCUAGCCAAUAGGACUUGACAGCUAAUCAUGGGAAGACUUGAAAAGCACAAGGAAACUCGGGACAGAGGAGUGUUUUAAUGGUUCAAAAUUGAUGAAAAUAAUUUCCUGCUGAUAUUCCUACCAUCACUCUUAAAAAAAGUUAGGAAAUUUCCCCUCCCAAAAUAUCUAAUAUUGGGCAUUCAUUUCCUAUGAGCUUACUAUUUCUGAAGGUUUUCAUUUCAGUUUGAAUCUUAUUGUAAUAACUCCCUAGCUUGAUAACUUGAUAUCUAGAAAAAUGUAGGGAAUUCAGGUGUAUUAUGGCACAGCAGUUGUUAAAAGCUGAGUUAUUUAGAACUUUAAACAACUGCCAUAAUCUAUAUUUUCAAGUGGUAUGUUUUGAGUUGCCGCUCUAAAUUCAGAAAUAAGACCACUAGUUCUCGAGAGCUUUUAUAUCAAACUACAUGAGACAUUUAUUAAUUUACACAAGUUAAGCAUGUACACAUGGCUACAAAUUACUACUAUCAUAACUUUUAACAAAUUCCCAAACUAAUCUCCACCAGUGCAAAACAAUCCAGACUUUAAGCAGAAACCAGGCAAACCAUUUUCACCUUACAAAUUCAAAAUGAGGUUCCUUUCACUUUGGUUCCUUUGCAGACACAGUUAUAAGUUUACAAGCUUUGAUCUUACAUUAUCUCUGCUCUGCAUGCACAAAACUGCCCUGUUAUACCCAGCACUUCUCUUUGAAUGUAAAUUCUCAUUGUAUCACCAGCUCCUUUGAACUCCACCACUUCAAACAAUAACCCCUUUUCAUAGUACCAAUUUUAUUAGUAAUAUGAACAUUGCUUGGUCUCUGCUAGCUAGGUGCCAGAUUUCACCCCCUUCUUGAAUGCUCUAUUCAACAAAAUAAAAAUGUACUCUACCUCUCUUACAUCUCAAAACUAGUACACGUCAAAGCACCCAGACUAGCUGGCUUUAAUCUAAUUAAGACAUAUACACACAAUAAACCUCUAUUUAAAAAAAUAAUAAUUUCCAAUAACAUUGUAUGCAUUAAUAGCUUCAGGAUAAGGUGCAGCAAACAAAGUAUGCUGGAAUUAAUCAUGAUGCUGCAGUGAUUCCAUGUGCAUUUUGUUUUAGACUGUGUGAUUAUAAAAAUGUUCAGUAGUUAAAAUUUAAAGAGUGUUUUGGAAACAACGUGCAAAGUGCAUUUAAGAUCUUUUCUUUUAGCAAUUUGGUCAUGCUAUCUUUCUUUGGAUUUUACAUACUUCAGAUUUUAUGAUGUUUUAGGAGAUCCUUUGUUUGUGAAUGAAGAUAAAAUAAAUUACCAGUGCCUUUCGGAGUUCCAAUUCAUGAUCUUAAGAGCUGUUCAAAAUUUUGCAAACAUAAUAAACACAUUUUAUUUCUCAA